Messenger RNA from Baudoinia panamericana UAMH 10762, 2403 nucleotides. RefSeq lists its product as uncharacterized. Gene Ontology annotation, molecular function: carbohydrate:proton symporter activity. The record is from RefSeq and is a predicted model, not a curated record. Lineage: Eukaryota; Fungi; Ascomycota; Dothideomycetes; Mycosphaerellales; Teratosphaeriaceae. Gene Ontology annotation, cellular component: membrane. Gene Ontology annotation, biological process: transmembrane transport; carbohydrate transport. The transcript has 3 exons. The coding region runs from base 421 to 2073 and encodes 550 amino acids.
AAGUAGCUGAGUACCAUAGCCUCGCUCGCGCAGAACAAGACCCAGAGUUCGAGCGACACGUCAUUCCUUGUUGGGUAUAGGAGGCGAGAAUGAUCGCUUGAAAUCAUGGAGAGAAAGUGGGGGAGGCGGAGAUGCUGGCUCACGUGGAAGGUCGGCCCAAGAGCACAUUUGCAAAGACUUCCGAGCACUGUGCAUCGCUCGUGCUCUUAUCGAUGGAGCGCUCGCUGAAACUUCAGUGUGCCUCUGCUACUUCCAACAUGCCUCGAAGACGAGGCCGCAUGGCACAUAAAGACCGCUGGGUCACCACCCAAGGGCUUCGACCAGCACAACGGUCAGAUCACAGCAUCUUCUCCUAAGUCCAGCUACUCUUCCGGCCAUAAUCAUUCCUGACCGGGCUUGUAUCUCUCACACUAGUUCAUAAUGGCUGCCAAACGCAACUUCGUCGCCGCAGCAGAUGUUGCCGAACUAGCACGUGUCAACACCCAUGUGCUCGACACAGCAGUCCAGGCCACGGAGGCCGAAAGAUCUAUGACCCUUUGGGAAGGCAUUAAGACGUACCCGAAGGCUGUCGUAUGGUCUGUCCUGCUGUCAACUUGCAUCGUAAUGGAAGGUUUCGAUCUUGUGCUCGUCUUCUCACUCAUCGGUCUCCCUGCCUUUCAGAAGCGGUUCGGAGAGCUUCAGCCAAACGGCUCUUACGAGAUUUCUCCCGCAUGGCAAUCUGGCCUGACGAACGGUGCGACUGUUGGCGAGAUUCUCGGCCUGCUCUUCGUCGGCAUGUCAGCCGAGCGAUUCGGUUACCGCUGGACCUUGAUCGGCUCACUGGCACUCAUCUCAGCCUUCGUUUUCCUCGCAUUCUUCGCCCAGAACCUGACUAUGCUAGUCAUUGCUGAGAUCCUUUGCGGCCUGCCAUGGGGAGCCUUCCAAACGCUGACUACCACCUACGCUGCUGAAGUCUGCCCUGUCUCCCUUCGAGCCUACCUCACAACAUACGUCAACCUCUGCUGGGUCAUCGGACAAUUUCUCUCGUCUGGUGUUCUCAAGGGCGUUGCUGGUCAAACAGGUCCCAUUGCCUAUAAACUACCGUAUGGUUUGCAAUGGAUCUGGCCGGUACCGUUGAUCAUUGGAAUCCUUCUCGCUCCUGAGUCGCCGUGGUGGCUGGUACGGAAAGGCAAGUUCGAAGAGGCGAAGAAGAACUUGCUGCGCCUCACGUCCCGUAAUCAGAACAACAACUUCGACCCCGACGCAACCAUCAAUAUGAUGGUCUACACUACGGAGUUGGAAAAGGCAAACACUGCCGGUGCUCGCUACCUGGAUUGCUUCAAAGGUGUCAACUUGAGACGCACCGAGAUCGUAUGCAUGGUCUGGGUCAUCCAAGUCCUCUGCGGCUGCUCCGCCAUGGUCGGCUACAGCACCUACUUCUUCGAGCGAGCCGGCUUCGACUCCUCCCACGCAUUUUCGCUUUCGCUUGGCCAGUACGGUCUUGGCGCUGUUGGUGUCUUGGUCUCCUGGUUUCUCAUGACUUGGUGCGGUCGUCGCUCACUUUACUUCUGGGGCCAGGUCAUUCUCGCCAUCGAUUUGCUCAUCGUUGGCUUCCUUGGCAUAGCCGGCGACAAAGCAGGCGCCCUGUGGGCGGUCGGUGCGCUUGUUCUCUUCUUCAAUUUCGUCUACGACGCUACUGUCGGUCCGGUCUGUUACUCACUCGUGGCUGAGCUGUCUUCGACCCGCCUCCGAAACAAGACGGUCGUACUGGCUAGAAGCUUCUACAACGUUGCUGGCAUCAUUAACAACAUCUUGACCCCACGCAUGCUGAGUCCCGGCGCAUGGAACUGGGGUGCAAAGACUGGCUUCUUCUGGGCCGGAGCCGGUAUCCUGUGCUGUAUUUGGACCUUCUUCCGGCUGCCCGAGCCAAAGGGCAGGACAUACGCUGAGCUGGACAUUCUCUUCGAUGCCAGAGUCUCAGCGAGGAAGUUUGCGAAGACGGAUGUUGCUUCUUUCGAUGCUGCUUCGGGGCACUCUUCUGGCGUCUUUCCCAUUUCGGGGAAAAGCGCGGUCGAAAAGGUAGAAGCGGUCUGAACUGUGCCAUAGGGGCUCGUGAGAUGCAACGCUGGACUCGUAGGUUCAUGGGCUGAUUCACGCCUUUCUGUCCCCAUAUGUAGAGCUUUCGAAUGCUACCAUAGCGCAAAUAUUGUUGUUGGACGUCUUCAACGCGGAACAGGAGCUAUGGAAUGCCGCCUCGAAGUGUGCCGACUCCCACUUUCGUCUCUUAGCAGCUCUACCCCGGCUAAAUUGCGAUACUUCUGCUGCCCACCAAUGGCGUCCUUUAGCGUUCUCACAUAAACUUGCCUCGAGUUUGGACUUGCUGACAGAGUAAGCAGCAGAAAACGCAGACACUCAUGAUGCUCC